Sorghum bicolor (sorghum) is the source of this 1489-nucleotide messenger RNA. RefSeq names its product aspartyl protease 37. Lineage: Eukaryota; Viridiplantae; Streptophyta; Magnoliopsida; Poales; Poaceae. The record is from RefSeq and is a predicted model, not a curated record. The transcript has a single exon. Bases 38 to 1489 code for a protein of 483 amino acids. Gene Ontology annotation, cellular component: extracellular region.
GCUGGCUUGUGCGCCGCCCGGCCUCAACCGCGCCGCCAUGGAGCUGCUGGUGCUCCUGCUCUUCCUCGCCCUCCCCGUCCUCCCGGCGCGCGGCGGCGGCGGCUCGUCGUCGGUGCCUCCGCGGCGUUCGCUCCACCUCGAGCUGGCGCGCGUGGACGACGCCGCGGCGGCCGCCAACCUCACGGACCACGAGCUCAUCCGGCGCGCCGUGCAGCGCAGCCUCGACCGGCCGGGGGUCGCGGCGCGCAACCGCAAGGCGGUCGUGGGCGAGGCCCCUCUGGUGCCGCGGGGCGGCGAGUACCUGGUCAAGCUCGGGAUCGGCACGCCGCAGCACUACUUCUCGGCGGCCAUCGACACGGCCAGCGACCUCGUCUGGCUGCAGUGCCAGCCCUGCGUCAGCUGCUACCGCCAGCUCGACCCCAUCUUCAACCCCAGGCUCUCCUCCUCCUACGCCGUCGUGCCAUGCAGCAGCGACACCUGCUCCCAGCUGGACGGCCACAGGUACGUACGUAUACUCGGUACUCGAUCAACGACGCACACACUGCACCAAGACGACGACGAGCUGAUCGACACGCAAAUGCAUGUGUGCAGAUGUGACGAGGACGACGACCAAGCGUGCCGGUACAACUACAAGUACAGCGGGAACGCGGUGACGAACGGCACCCUGGCCAUAGACAAGCUGGCCGUCGGCGGCAACGUGUUCCACGCCGUCGUCCUGGGCUGCAGCGACUCCAGCGUCGGGGGACCUCCGCCGCAGGCCUCGGGGCUGGUCGGCCUCGCCCGCGGCCCGCUCUCGCUGCUGUCCCAGCUCUCGGUCCGUCGGUUCAUGUACUGCCUGCCGCCGCCCAUGUCCAGGACACCGGGGAAGCUCGUGCUCGGCGCCGGCGCCGGCGCCGACGCCGUCCGGAACGUGUCGGACCGGGUCACCGUCACCAUGUCGUCCAGCACGCGCUACCCGUCCUACUACUACCUCAACUUCGACGGGCUGGCCGUGGGCGACCAGACCCCGGGCACGAUCAGGAGGCCGACGUCGCCGCCGGCCACGGGUGGAGGAGUAGGCGGCGGCGGCGGCGAUGGCGGCAGUGGGGCGAACGCGUACGGGAUGAUCGUGGACGUGGCGUCGACGAUCUCGUUCCUGGAGGCGUCGCUGUACGACGAGCUGGCGGACGACCUGGAGGAGGAGAUACGGCUGCCCCGCGCCACGCCGUCGACGCGCCUGGGGCUGGACCUCUGCUUCAUCCUGCCGGAAGGGGUGGGGAUAGACCGGGUGUACGUGCCGACGGUGUCCAUGUCGUUCGACGGACGGUGGCUGGAGCUGGAAAGGGACCGGCUGUUCCUGGAGGACGGCAGGAUGAUGUGCCUGAUGAUCGGCAGGACGAGCGGGGUGUCCAUCCUUGGAAACUACCAGCAGCAGAACAUGCACGUCCUCUACAACCUGCGCCGGGGCAAGAUCACCUUCGCCAAGGCCAGCUGCGACUCCUUGCCAUAG